Molecule: messenger RNA, 798 nt
Organism: Brettanomyces nanus
Lineage: Eukaryota; Fungi; Ascomycota; Pichiomycetes; Pichiales; Pichiaceae
Exons: 1
Coding region: 1-798 (265 amino acids)
Biological process (GO): (1->6)-beta-D-glucan biosynthetic process; cell wall biogenesis; fungal-type cell wall organization
Cellular component (GO): extracellular region
Source: RefSeq, a predicted model, not a curated record
AUGUACUUUCAUCUGGUUGCUCUUGCGUUUAUAUUUGCCUCCCUAGCUGCUGCGGAUGUGACCAUCAGUGCACCAGCUAGCAGUGAGACCGUUACGGCAAGUAGUGGAGAUGUCAAGGUUAAGAUCGAGUGGGCCGACGAUGAUUCCAGUCCUGAGUUAACAGAUGCAACUGCCUACACGUUCAAGCUUUGUACAGGCUCAAACACCGAUAUUGAAGGUGUGGACGAAAUCGAUACUAUCUCUGCAUCUGCUAUCAGCGGCUACUCAUACACUGCCUCGUUCGAUGCUUCUGAUUACGCCAGUGGUCUUUACUAUGUUCAAAUAUACACGACAUUCAAAUCGGGAGCUUACAGCAUUCAUUAUUCUUCUCGUUUUUCUGUUAAGGGAUUGACGGGAUCCACCAAGGCCUCUGGUUCUGGUGACCCUCCUACUGCUGAAACAUCUUCUCCAGACGCUGCCGUUAAUAGCAAAUCAUUCUCCAUAACUUACACUUUACAGACAGGUAAGACUCGGUAUGCCCCUAUGCAGAUGCAGCCUGGCUCUACUGUCACUGUCUCUUCGUGGUCGAGAAGGUUCCCUACCUCCGCGGUCACCUACUACAGUACCUACCGAAAAUCUCUUGACUGCCUUUCGACUAUCACUCCUGGUUGGUCAUACACUAUGGAUUCUUUUACUAAUAUGGCCACUCCGGCACCAUUUCCUAGUGAGGUGGGUUGGUAUCCUGCUAGUCAAAAGUUGGAAAGUGCUUCAUUGGAUGGCUCUCUAAGAAGAAUUAAGAAGAGAAGAUGGGAUGAUUGA